AUGGCGAUGGCAGUGGCGAUGGUGGUUUGUGGUGGCGGUGAUGGUGAUGAUGCUGUCAAUGGCUAUGGUGGUGGUGAUAGUGGGGUGAUGAUGGAGCUGAUAGUAGGGGAGGUAGUAGUGGUGGAGGUGGGGGUAAGGGUGGUGGUGAUGGUGGUUGGGGUGGUAGUGAGGGUGGCCGUGGGUGGCAGUGGAUGUGGCGAUGGUGGUGCUGGGGGUGGUGGCUGCGACGACAAUGACUAUGGUGGUGGUGAUAGCCAUGAUAAGAUGGUGGUAAUAGAAGUGAUGAAAUCAGAUCUUGAGAAUAAAAAUAAUAUAUCUAUCAUAAUUUGA
Molecule: messenger RNA, 330 nt
Organism: Prunus armeniaca (apricot)
Lineage: Eukaryota; Viridiplantae; Streptophyta; Magnoliopsida; Rosales; Rosaceae
Source: the annotation of a GenBank genome assembly